Lycium barbarum (goji berry) is the source of this 1333-nucleotide messenger RNA. RefSeq names its product mediator of RNA polymerase II transcription subunit 11. Gene Ontology annotation, cellular component: mediator complex. The record is from RefSeq and is a predicted model, not a curated record. The coding region runs from base 445 to 888 and encodes 147 amino acids. Gene Ontology annotation, biological process: regulation of transcription by RNA polymerase II. Lineage: Eukaryota; Viridiplantae; Streptophyta; Magnoliopsida; Solanales; Solanaceae. Gene Ontology annotation, molecular function: transcription coregulator activity. The transcript is spliced from 4 exons.
CUGGAUGACUUGGGUACUGAUUUAUUCUCAGCUACCAACAACAAGAUCAAGCACCAAAAAAAGUGGGUUCCCUACUCAUCUAACUCGGACAGCCUCCGUCGAUCAGUGGGAACUUGGGGCAUCUAAGGUGGUUCAUAAAACCAUUCUGUAUGUUUAGCAGGCUUAAUCCUGAAAGAAGGAAAUCCCAUAUAAUCCAUUCUGAAAGCUCCCAAUGCUGCUGCUGGCAGCUCCCUUUCCUGAUGUAUAUGAAUUUCCUGGUCCAAGGUAUUGGCAUAUUUCGACAUUGCAUCAGCGACCAUGUUUGCUUCUCUCAAGCAGUGAACCACUUUGACAUUUCCUUGAGUGACCAAAGACUUGAUCUCCUCAAUUAGCCUCUGAUAAUUCCAUGGGAUUUUGCAAUUAUCCUUGAUCAUCUGUACAACAAAAAGAGAGUCAAUCUGUAUUAUGAGCAAAAUUCUGUUUAAUUUCUCCACAUUAGCUCGCUCUUCGGCGUUGCAAUUCAGUCAUCUUUUUAACAGUAUGGAUUCGCAAAGCCAGAAUACUUCGUUGCAGAGACUGCAAAACGUUGAGAAGAGGAUAGUCAGAGUUCUGGAGCUAGCAGGAGGCGUAAUGGAUGAAAUGGCAAAUCCGAGCGGUCCUAGGAAGGAGGUUAUUGACAGCCAUUGCAGUGAGUUCAUGCAACUAAUCAAGGACAUCCAGGUCACACUGCGAGAAGAAAUCAAAAGUGCAUGUGAAUAUCGUCCUUUCGAGAAGUGUGACUAUGUACCGAGAAUAUCAAACGAGAUCUGUUGCAAGAAACUGGAGUAUGUCAUCUCUCAGUUUGAUGAUAUGAAGCGAACAAUUGAGGGGUAUCAUGCUGCAUCAUUAGACAAUAUGGCCCUAGAUUAGUAGGUAUUAGUCAGUGCUGCUUCCUGUUCAUGUGGCAACAUAAAUAUAUACAACAAUCACUACACCUCAGUUCCAAGCAAGUUCGGAUCGGCUAAUCUGCCAAGGUUUAAGCAUUUAAAGAUUUCAAACCAAUGCUUUUGUGUGACUAAGAUUGCUGAUGGAUCUCUACUAAUGAUUUUAAAACUCUUGUUGUCGUUGAAAAUUUCUUCAAACAUGAUAUUACAUGGGUCUGUGAAAUUGUAGGCUCUUGAGUAAGCGAUGAUGAGUUGAAGUACUUGGAAUAUUGAAUCAAGACUUCCCUUUGAAACAAUUCUUGGAUUUCCCUGUAAUGCUGGAUUUAUCUAUUCAGUCAAUACUUUAGUUCAGCAUUCUGUUGUUGAAUUGUAGGAAUGAUACAUUUGGUGUUCACUUGUUUAUGCAAUGAACUUUGCUAAAUGUUGCAAAA